GUAUAGUCUGACCGGUCAGGUAAUUUACACCAUCAUUUUUGGCGCCGACCGUGGGACCGUUAAGGUUUUUUCUUUUCUAAACACAAACCUACCCACAAAAACACCACUCAAGAUGUCUUCCAGCCAGCAAAUCGACACCACCCCUGCUCAGUUGCAAGCCACCACUGAAGGUACCAGCAUCCCCAUGGCUGCUACCCUGCCAACCGUUUCUGCCCCGGUUUUGCCAUUGGGGCUAAGCUCGGUUCCAACACCCAGCAUGGUCAGCCCAUUCACGGCUCCCGUCCCUUCCGCUGGACCGAGGGUCACUUUCCCACCAAGCAUGACCCAGUUCAUGAAUGACCCAGCCAACCUGCAGGCCAUCCAGGGCUUUGGCCAGGUCAUGGCUAUGUGCCAGCAGAAUGGGGGGAUGCCUUUCCUCCUUGGUAUGUUCCCGUUCGCUCUUCCAGGCACGGGAACCAUGCCCCUACAAGCUCCAAUGGCGGUGUCUCCCUUCCAAACGCCAGUGCCGCAACCAUCACCUUUCCAGCCGCAGCUAGUCAGCGUUGUGGCCCCCAUCAACUUGACUGGUGCGCUUAACGCCGCAGGGCCAUCGCGUCCCCCGCAAGGUACGAAUCUGCUAAUCACUCCGGAUGGUCACUGCGUUUCGGUUGAAAGCGGAGACGACGAGUGGGACAUUCCAAGGACCCACAAGAAAAAGAAGGGAAAAACCGUCCGACCCGCCACCUCCCGAAACUCCGCCUUCGAAAGGCUGGGGGAUAGGGAGGAGGGCCAGAGAAAAUCAGCCAAGCUGAGGCUAGGGCAGAGCGUGGCCCAUGUCAGCGCGUUCGCCCGGCUAGGUGAGAUGAGGGAGGCCGAGCCUGCACGCACCCAACGCUCCCGGUCAAACAGGCAGGAGCCAGCCAGGACGAGGGCCUCUCGCCAGGAAGAAGAAGCAGAAAGCCAGCCUAGGGUGCCGGUGGCUAAUCGGUUAACCACCCGCAAUGAUCGCGUCCAACAGAUGGAGGCAAAGUUAGAGAGGCUGGAGAAGAAGGUUGGGGAGAAGAAUGACCGGGACAAACCCCUCGCAGGGUCCCCGUUCACUACAAGGGUCCAUCUGACACCUUUCCCGCGAAAGGUUAAGAUAGACGCCCCAAGGUUCACCGGUAAGGAGGACCCAGAAAUCCACCUAGACUCCUUCAAUCAGAGUGCAACCAUGAACGGCUGCACAGAUGAAGAAAAGUGCCUCCUUUUCUUCCAGACCUUGCGGAAUCGAGCCACCGAGUGGUUCAACAAGCUUCGCCCGGGAAGCAUUGACUCAUUCAGCGACUUGGCCUCGAAGUUCAAGGCCAAGUUCCAGGAGAACUGUACCAAGAGGAAGAAAUUCACCUAUCUUAGUACAGCCGAGCAGAGGGAAUCUGAGAACCUCACCCAAUUCCUUACCCGGUGGAAAGAGGAGGUAGACAAGGUGGAAGAGAUGGAUGACAAAACCGUCUUAUCUCUCCUCUUGAGUGGCUUACGUGCCGGGGAACUAUACAAGGAGUUCUGCCGGAAACCCCCGGCCACGUACCAAGAGGCCUAUCACACUGCAUGGGAGUUUGCUGAGGCUGAAACUCAACUCCGGGCGAAGAAGGAAGCCGAACAUGGGUUCAAGCCCAAGCCGGUGCAGGUCAAAAAGGAAGAAGCACCGGUAACCAGCCGGCCAAGGCACCAUUAUGACCCGGUCGUCCGCAUGGUCAACACAGAAGAGUGCCAGGAGGUAAGGAAAGCACCGGCUCCCUACCCGGUCAUUCCUCCGGAAAAUCCUACCGGUCAAACUGGACGGCAGUGGUCGGGCACGUAUUGUUCGUACCAUCGGUCAGAUUCCCAUAACACUUCCGAGUGCAAAAGUGUUAAGGGAGUCAUCCGGCAAAUGAUAGACAGUGGGGAACUGGGCAAAGAUUAUUUGCAGAAAGCCCAGGAGAAGAGUCACCAAUGGGUAAGGCCAUCUAUCCCGGAGGAUGACCGGGACGACGACCGGCGGAGGAAUAACCGGCCAAAGGAGCGGAAACCUGCCCCUGAAAAGCGUAAACAUACUAGGAGGGAUCCGAUCGUCUUCACUGACCGGGAUCUCCCUCCUACCGGUGAAGAUCACAAUGAUCCAUUGGUCAUCACCAUGGACAUUAAUGGGGUGGAUGUCGCCCGGGUACUUGUUGACACCGGCAGCAGUGUCAACAUCUUAUACCUGGAAACUUUCCAAAAACUCAGGUUGUGUCGGACACAACUUGAGCCCCUCAAAACCCCUCUAUCAGGUUUCACGGGAGACACAGUGGAGGCUGAAGGGUCCAUAGUUCUACCGGUCGAACUAGGAUCGGGCGAGAAGACUGUAUGGAAGAAAAUGCGGUUCAUCGUCGUGGACAUCAAAUGCGUCCACAACGCAAUCCUUGGAAGGCCUGGCAUCAACAAGGUCGGGGCGGUGAUUUCCAUGCCCCACCUAUGCAUGAAAUUCCACACUCCAGGUGGUGUGGGUAAAGUGAAGGGCGGCGACCAGAGGAACGCCCGGGAGUGCUAUGCCCGGGCGGUCAAGAAGAUGACCAAGGGAGUCAACGUCAUCUCCCAAGAAAUCACCAAGGGAGAAACCCGGGAGAAACUUGAACCCGAGGCCGAGACGGUGGAGAUCGAACUUCACCCGGGUGAUCCUUCAAGGAUGGUCAGAAUCGGAGCCAAUCUCCCAGAAGACCUCAAGGCGGAGAUUACGCGGGUACUCCGAGAAUACGCGGGCAUAUUUGCAUGGAGCGUGGCAGAUAUGCCCGGAAUCGACCGCUCAAUCAUCUGUCACCGGUUGGCGGUGAGAGAUGGAAGUCGACCGGUACGCCAGAAGAAAAGGUAUCUGGCCAGUGACCGGCGGGACUUCGUCAAGAAGGAGGUGAAGGAUCUCCUCAGUGUUGCAAUCAAAGGGCAAGCCCUUGCGGACUUCCUCGUGGAAAUGACCGGUGUAACUCCAGAUGCACCGGUCGACAAGCCUACCGAGCAGUGGUGGGAGAUGGCAGUAGACGGGGCGUCCGGUCCUAAAGACCUUCUCUCGAAGUUGACGCCGUACGCUCCCGAGCAUGUUUCAAAACUUGCCCGGGUGGAAAUUCUCGACCGUGCCAGCAUCGAGAAAUUGGAAGUAGCUGCCAUAACAGGAGCAGACCAACCUGACCGGUCAAACUUGGUCGGAGCAGAUGACCACUGGAUGUAUGAUCUGAUGGAAUACCUGAUGGACGGAACCUUGCCAGAACAGGAUGACCGGGCAAGAAAGGUGAAGCUCAGGGCACCCCGAUUUCAAGUCCUUGAUGGGAAGCUGUACAAAAGGGCAUUCGGGGGGCCACUCCUGAGGUGCCUAACCAACUGGGAAGCUGAACGGGUCAUAGCAGAAGUCCAUGAAGGUGUAUGCGCGGCGCAUCAAAUGUCCCGCACUCUUUCCCAGCGCAUCAUCUUGUUGGGGUAUUACUGGCCAACGAUUGUCCAGGAUUGCGAGAGGUUGCCCAUCGAAGCUGAAUUCCCAACAUUUCGGGAAUCAAAUUAUCAACCCCAGCAGAAUGAGGAGGAUCACUUGGCCGAACUCAACUUGGUCGAAGAGCGGAGAAUGGCCGCGGAAGUUAAAAUGAGCACAUAUCAACAAGUCGUGAAGAAGUACCACGACAACAAGGUUGGACCACGAUACUUCCAAGUUGGAGAUGAAGUCCUACGAAGAAGAGAGGCUAGUAGACCGGGUGAUGGAGGAAAACUGGCCAAAAACUGGGAAGGCCCGUAUCGGGUGAGAGCUGUUGUCCGCCCGGGAACCUACCGGUUAGAAAAUCUAGAGGAACACCCGGUAGAAAGAACCUGGAACUCCCACCAUCUUCGCAAAUUCUACAAAUGAUUGUAAUACUAGGCAAGGCCUACUUCAUUAUCAAUCAAACCGAUGACAUUCAAUACUCUACUACCAUCGUCGUCUUAACUAUCCAGCUUGGAUAGGAUCCUCCCGAAGGGCCCACCUAGCCUAGGUGAGCCUAUUCGGUUGACUGACACAGGCCCGGACCUGGCACGCUGGUUACUACACCGGU
This is a messenger RNA of Cuscuta campestris, 4043 nucleotides long. The record is from the annotation of a GenBank genome assembly. Lineage: Eukaryota; Viridiplantae; Streptophyta; Magnoliopsida; Solanales; Convolvulaceae.